UGUCAUAGCAACAGCGGGUCGCGCUCCAAGCCAGGACUGGCAGGCCAGGAAGUGGGCGCGUGUGCGCUUGGUGAAGCCCGACUUACCGUAGACACCGGCCGGUGAAGAAUGGCAGAACCAAAUGAUAACGAAGGGCCAAAAGCCAGCACGGAAGCAAUCCAGUUUCUUACUUCAAUUUUGGCAGAAGAGCUACAGCUGUCUCUGUUUGCGGAUUCUUUGGUAACAGUGUCAGAUACAGGAAGAGAACUUGGAGAAUUCACCAUUACUAUUCAGCAAGGAUACUAUCAUGAUGAAGAGUGUUUUCUGAUUCAUGCGAACAGCCAUGGAUCUAUUGAUGAUAUUCCUUGCGGAACGUCUAUUACUGCCUAUGUUUCUAAGAAGCUUGAAACACUAGAACAACAUCACCAUGAAUAUGUGAAGCUUAAGGACCAUCCUUUAGACAGAAAAUCCUAUAUGGUGAAGCAGGAUGAUCAGUUGGUUGUGAACAAAAUUAUCACUGAAGGAGAAAAGGUUAUGAGACACGUUUUCACAUUUCCAUGGAACUCUAUGGAGGGAUUUGUGUCGGAGGCCUCUAAUCUACUAAUUUUAAGGGUUCUUGCUAAAAGACAGACUGUUCCUACGGACAUGCUUUUUCUUGCCUUUGAUCCUGAAACCCAUCUCUGCUCAUCUUCUUAUAGGGAACUGGGCACUAGGAACCAAAUGAUUGGAAACAAUAUGGUUGAGGUAUUUGGGAUUGAAAGAACAAUCAAUUCAGAACAAGAUAUAUCUAGCACAUGGCACUGCUUCUUCCUCUCAGAUGGGCAUCUAGCAAGCAGAGUGCAAGUUGGAUCUCCUGUGACAAUGAAGCUUUUAGUGCUACCAUCAUUAAUACAAAAAGACGAAGAGAACGAUAAACCUGCUUUUGAAAAGAAGCCACUUGUUUGGGAAGAAGACGUGCAACUGUAUUCAAGGUUUCUUGAUAGAAAGGAGGAGCUAAAGGCGAGCCAUGCUGUGUAUCUUAGACAUCAUCCUGAACUGAAAGCACUAAUGGCAGACUUCCUUCAGUUUCUGUUGCUCAGAAAACCAGCAGACAUUUUCAUCUUUGCUGCUGAUUAUUUUGCCCCCUUUUCUUCACAGAAGUAUCCUGAACUUUCAGAUAAGUCGUCUAGAAUUGCCAGUACAGUAACUGAAAAUGCACAAGAACUGUAAAACAAGAAGU
Molecule: messenger RNA, 1198 nt
Organism: Erpetoichthys calabaricus (reedfish)
Lineage: Eukaryota; Metazoa; Chordata; Cladistia; Polypteriformes; Polypteridae
Product: ciliogenesis-associated TTC17-interacting protein
Exons: 10
Coding region: 109-1188 (359 amino acids)
Biological process (GO): actin filament polymerization; cilium organization
Source: RefSeq, a predicted model, not a curated record